Molecule: messenger RNA, 1479 nt
Organism: Cryptomeria japonica (Japanese cedar)
Lineage: Eukaryota; Viridiplantae; Streptophyta; Pinopsida; Cupressales; Cupressaceae
Product: aspartic proteinase nepenthesin-2-like
Exons: 3
Coding region: 1-1479 (492 amino acids)
Cellular component (GO): extracellular region
Source: RefSeq, a predicted model, not a curated record
AUGGCAUACAAAAAUGUGGUCACAAUGCUUGCGGUAAAUCUGUUCAUGUGCUGCUUUUGUACGUUGUUUCUUGCAGAAGCUAUGCGCGCAAACCACCACUUCAGAAGUGAUUCAGCCUUUACAAGGCUCAAAAGAAUGGAAGCCUCAAUUAAAGCUCAAAGUACGGGAAGACUAGAAACCCUAGUGGGUAUGGGUGUUCCUGUGGUGGGCGAGGACAGAGCAUACUUCAUGACAAUUGGCAUGGGAACGCCACCAAUAAACAUACGCUCACAAGUUGAUACGAGCAGCGAUCUAAUUUGGUUUGACUGUACAGCCCUCCCCGCAGGUUCCUCUACCUUCAAAUCUGUUCCCUGCCCAUCUUCCUUCUGCUCUGAUCUUCCCAAUUCCACCUGUUCAACAAACUGUCAAUUUUCUCAUAAUUACACAGGCGGCCGGAACAUAUCGGGCGAGUUAUUCUCCGAGACCUUCACCAUGACAAAUGGAAGCGGGGCCGUGCAUUCCUUUGGUGGAGUAGCGUUUGGGUGCAGCCAUGACACCCAGGGACAGAGCGAGGUGGGCGCCAACGGCGUGGUGUGGAACAACGGCCUCGUGGGGAGAAACGGCGUUGUGGGGCUCGGGCGAGGGAAAUUAUCGCUUAUCUCACAGAUUGGCGAGUCUAAAUUUUCCUACUGUCUUGCUGAUGAUUAUGCGGAAGACUACGAUGACAUAACCUACACGCCUCUCCUUUUUGGCAGCGCAGAAGAAUUGAGCGGCACAGGAGUGCAGUCGACAAUGAUGAUAAAAAACUCAGCCAGGCCGGAGCUCAACAACUACUAUUACCUCUCUAUGGAAGGGAUAAGUGUGGGGAAUAUAUCUGUGAAUAUUCCGCAAGGAACGUUCGAUAUACAAGCGAAUGGAAGCGGGGGAUUCAUCAUCGACUCUGCAACACCGUACACUGUUUUACCGCAUGGCGCCUUCACUGCAGUAGCAUCUGUUUUGGACUCUCUUUUCGAUUCUGCUUCUGGGUUCCGGAGAAUUAACAAUUCUCGAGAUGGGUUUAGUCUAUGCUAUCAAUCACCUUAUGCCUUGGCACCUUAUCUGAAUAUGACUUUUCACAUGGGUAGGGGCGCAGACUUUGUUAUUGAAGGAAGACAGAAUUUCAUUACAUAUACAGACGUUGAUCCUUCUGUAGUGUGUCUGGCAGUGCUGGACAUGGGGGAUGCUUCUGUUGAAGGUGUGCCAGCCGUCCUUGGAAAUUUUCAACAACAAAAUUAUCAUAUUCUUUACGACAAUGGCAAUGAGACUCUUUCGUUUGUCACCACCAAUUGCAGGCGUCUUGUGAAUGGCCCUUCACUCUACCCGGAAUACUCACAGUCUAAAGCUCUCACCUUGGGCUGCCAUGGUUUGUCGCUGGCGCUGGACUCCACUAAUCUUCUCUGUCUCCGUAUCCCUACUACUCCAACUACCGCAUUCACUCCAUCUUUUCGAGCUCUGUUUUAA